GUUAAUAAUUGUUCCAUAGGCGUGGCACAGACGUUUCCAUCAUGGGGACAACGGGGAUGACGCAAAAAGACCCGAGUUUGCCCCAAAAAAGGGGCAAAUUGACUAGAGGCCGUUAUGAGAUGUCCCAAGAUCUCCUAGACAAGCAGGUCGAGAUCCUAGAGAGGCGGUACGGAGGUCUCAGAGCUCGAAGGGCAGCGGUCACCAUCCAAAGGGCGUUUAGACGGCGACAGCUGCUGAAGAAGUUUAGCGCCAUCACGGCGAUGGCAAAGGCUGCUGACUCCACCGCGAGGAGAAUGCAGGACGGGCCUGAUCAUGGCCAGCUAGUCAAUGGUACAGAUAUCUACGCGAAUACACUGCUCCAGAAGAGUCCAGCGGGUGCGGAGAAGAUGUUGGCUCUCACCAGGCCGAUGAGGUCCAUGUCUCUGAGAGAACGGCACGAUAUGGAUAUGAG
This is a messenger RNA of Ostrinia furnacalis (Asian corn borer), 451 nucleotides long. RefSeq names its product IQ motif and SEC7 domain-containing protein 1-like. Lineage: Eukaryota; Metazoa; Arthropoda; Insecta; Lepidoptera; Crambidae. The annotation marks the transcript as partial. The transcript has 3 exons. The record is from RefSeq and is a predicted model, not a curated record.